AAUAACGUUGUCGUGUCGAUUAGUUUGCCUGUUUAUGAUUGGGAUUUUCCACCGAGCCCAUUCUAUUAAAAAAAACAGCUUUCGUCUGUGAAAGGCAUUCUAUUGUCGACGUUUUUGAGGCAUGUACUACUGCACAAUUUAAAAAAAGACCUGUUCUAAUCGUUCGCGGCAUUUGGCCGGUUAUAACCGUGAACCCGGAAGUUUGUCGUGCACAUUGCGUUUUUAAGCAUUGGAUUCCGGUCUCAUAUGUUUGCCCCAAUGUUUUGGGAUCUGUUGCUGAAGUUGUGUUGGUGUACAACACAAAAGGUCAUGUUGCUGGCCUCGCCGUCAGAAACCCCUAACAUUCCCUGGUGAAUAAAGCUGUUUUGAAUCUCGAGAGUUACCCACAGAGUCUGCCUGCCAAAUUCUCUUUGGAGUUUCUGUGUCUAUUGGAUCGGUUGUGAAUCGGCACUCUGUUUGAUGCAAAUAGGGGCAUGUCUGCAGAACGACUCGGGGUGGAAUGUACCAGAGUUUCUGUGUGAAGGCCAAUGACAAACUAGGCAUUGUGUACUACUGACGUCUUUCUUUACGGACUGGUUAGAGAUUAUCUUCUAAGUGGAAACUAUGCUUUUAUUCCUUGCCAUCGUAACUUUGGUCGUUGGGAAUUUGCCACAAUCAGAAGCUACUGCGUGUUCAUACAGUUGCCCUGAGCGCUAUUACACGUCCUGUGGAUUUCUUGGUUGGAGUAGGUGUUCAAGAUACAGGGAUAGAACUUGCUAUCGGUGUUGCACAGGAUGGACUGGAAGUACCUCAAAUAACUGCCCAACACCUGUUUGUUUUGGCAGUGUUAACUGCCCCAAUGGAGGGACAUGUACAAGUCCCAACUACUGCAGCAACUGCAAUCAAGGUUUCUACUCUCCUAGAUGCAAUCGGUGUACUGCUAUUGCAAACUGUCUUGACGUGUUCUGCAGCACUUCGUCGAACCAGAAAUGUGAUCGAUGUGACGGUGAUUACGGCUCCGAUCUCGGAUCCGCCUACAAUAGGUCUGAUGACAUGAGACGGUGCAUAGAACAAUGUUCAUGGAGAAGUGACAGCAAUGCCUGCUAUCCAGGAUCCUGCACGAAUGCAAAUUGCACCUGCAGCAGUGGAUUUUCAGGAACCGACUGCCGAACAAUGGGCAGCAGUCAAGCUCCAACCCUAUCAGAGCACCGUGCUACCCUUAUCCUGGGAACAACAACUCUGGAAUCGCCCACGGACCAGGGCAACACAGGCACUGUCUACACCAACGUGCACAAUUUUACAAGCAUCAAAAUCAAGUGGACAAGCUCCUACCAGCCUACUGGACUACCAGACCCCAGCAGCGGUGGACAUCCAUAUGUCUAUAGUUAUGGGAUUGGUGUGAUUGGUGCGGGAGUAGAAGCCGUUGUGAAUCGUGGUCUGAGCGCCAUCUAUGCGGUUGGCUCGCGGAAUUGUACAAAUGGAAGCUCCAUCAAUUCAGACAGUCCCACCACGCACCUGGUAUCCUGUGAAUAUACAUUUUCUUUGAACUACAGUGAGUGGAGACCAGCUACCGGAGAUGUAAUGAGAUAUGAUGUUUCUUCAACCAGUGGCGGGUACUUGAAACUCUUCGACAGAGAUCACUCAAGUAGCAUCAUCACACGGUACUAUAGUGGCAGAAUCACUUCUGCCCACGCAACUUUCACCUUUGAUUUUGAUGGCCCAUACCACUGCGUGAAUGCUGACAAUGGAUGUAGAACCACUAUGCUGGAUGCAGGAAAUGAUGUUACCUCAGAGGAAGUAGUCAAUGUUUCGUGGCAAGAUUGGGCAGACGAUCUUGCUGGUAUUAGAGAAUAUCAACUGCAAGUGCUUCAGCUAUCGAUUAGCGAUGGCAACGAGAUGACAGAAAUAUUCGACAAUGACCCUGUUUACAGUGGAGUAGGCCUAACCGGUUCUGGCAUGAACGUCACCCUGCCCCGUCCUGGUGUUUAUUCGUUUCUUCUAACUGUGGUUGAUAACGUCGGAAACACCAGGCUCACUAGACGUUUUGCGAUCUUUGACAACGAUCCCGACGAUGUCACAGUUCAGAAUGAUACAGUUGUGCGCGUUUUCUCGAGGACAGGGGAAGCCGAAAACUUGUGGCUGACGAAUCUUAAUUCCACCGGAGGGCAAACCUCUGUGCAGAUCGAUUGGACAAACCGAUUCCUGAAUAAGAAUUAUUUGAGUCAGGGAUGGCUGAAACCCAUUGGGUUCUACGCUGCGGGCGCCAUAGACGAUGAUUACGACCAGAAUUUCGGACAGCGCGGCCGUGCGGCUAUCCCUCACAAACUUGGUGUGACAGAAUUCCGAGUCUUUUACGACAUCGACCACAAGGGUGGUAGGACAACUACCGACGUUGGCGAUGACAACUCCGAUAACUGGAGCAAUGAAACGACAAACACAAGGGCGACCUACAACUUAACCUUGGUUGAUGGUGAUUCCGUUCGGUUCUGGUUGGAGGCCAGGGACCUGGUCGGUCACUUUGCAAGAGACAGUGUGCUGGUCCAUGCCGACUCAUCACCGCCAAUCAUCCAAGACUUGUCGGCAUUACCUAGUCUGAGAGGCAUUAGUGUCGAAUGCAGAAUAUAUGACAUUCACAGCGGUAUAAAAGCUUUUGAAUGGCGUCUCUCUGACAACCACACAGGUACAGAGAUGGAACAAAGAAGCCAGAUUGUACCAGGCAUGAAAAUAAAUGUGGAUAGGGAUGGAUGUGAUCCUGCUAGUUGCACGUGCAUCCCUAUUGGUGACUGCUAUGCUGUGGUGUACAGACAUACGUUCCACGUUGAUAAGCGCGACCUGAACUACUUUAUCACUGUGGCAGUUACCAACCAAGCAGGGCUCGUAUCAACCAAGACGAUCAAAACAAAUGGCACGGUGACUCAAGACAACGUAGGUGAAGCAGCCAAGUUUCUUGCCACGGUUACUAACGACACAUCUUCAGUCGAUGACAGCUCAGUGGCAUCUGCUGCAGAUAUUUUGGACGAUAUUGUGAACAUUCAAGACACAUCACCAAAAGUAACAGCGAGUGUUAUCAACGUUGUCAACAACCUUCUCCAAGUUGACGCCAAGAAACUCAACGACUCUUCAGCAGUGGCCAACUCCUCCUCACGCAUCGUCAAAGCCUUGGAAAAACAAAUCUCCAACGUCCUCGCUGGAGGGGAAAAUAUCAGCCAAGUAACGACCAGUGUCGCUGUCGUUGCGAUGAAUUUUGACAACGGAUCGCUGGCCAAUGGGGUGGGCUUUGCAGCUGUCUCUGAUGGUGUAACUGAUUCCCUGUUAGAUGAGGACAUCGGUGUCUAUAGAGGGUCAGAUGGUGAUAUCCCUUUGGAAGGGACAGAGGCAUCCGUAAAACUCCCAGCCGCAAUACUGAAGAAUACUCUUCCAGGCAGGGCCAUUCCCAUCAGCUUUGUAAUGUAUGGCAGCAGUAGCCUCUUCCGCUCUGAGCUGAUUGUCAGCAGUCAGUCAAGCGACGAACCCCGUGCAGUUGGCGGUCGUGUCAUCUUUGCUAGCGUACUGGAUGCUGUCAUCACUGACCUCCCACCCGAGAAUCCGGUUGUCACCGCUUUCAACUCUCCCUUGAAUGAGGCGAUGGACCAAACUGAAGACUCUGAUCAGGUAGAGACGUGUGUCUUCUGGGACUUCAGUCUUCGCGACGGCAUCGGUGAUUGGUCAACAGACGGCUGCAGGAAAGACCACGUAGUCAAUGGGAGAAUAGUGUGCCUGUGUGAUCAUGCCACCAACUUUGCGGUUCUCGUGAAUAUCCACGGUCAGAAAAAUGCCAGCUUUGCUUUGGAUGUCAUCAGCAAGCUCGGAUGCGGUAUCUCCAUAGCGGCACUCCUUAUCACAAUCCUCAUCUACUUAGCUAUUAGGCCGUUGAGAUCGAAGACACCAGGUCGCAUCCUGAUCAGCUUGUGCCUGUCUCUGCUGUGUCUUUAUCUGGUCUUCUUGGCCGGCAUCGAGCAGACCUCUUCCCGCAGCGGCUGUAUCGCUGCCGCCGUAUUGAUGCAUUACUUCACCCUGACCUCCAUGGCCUGGAUGGGCGUAGAGGCCGCUAACCUGUAUCUUAAGGUGGUCAAGGUCUUUGGCUCCGAUGUGUCUCACUUUAUGGUCAAGGCGUCCAUUGUUGCCUGGGGAUUUCCUGCUGUGGUCACCAGUGUGAUUUUGGCAGCCGAUCACGAACAAUAUGAGAAUAAAUAUAGUUGCUUCUUGAAGCCUGGUCCUGCUUUCUAUUAUGGCCAGUUGCUCCUUAUCGGCAUUAUCUCCCUCUUCAAUGUCGUCAUCUUCGUGCUCGUUGUUCGUCAGCUGACGUGCAGUGUCAACGAAGUUAAGAAUAUCACGGGCGACGGCAAGCGAAAGAAGAUAAUGAAACGUUUACAGAAUGUGGCCUCAAUUUCGAUCCUCUUAGGCCUUACCUGGGUCUUUGGUUUGCUCUCUUUGUUUGAGGCCUCCAACUUCGCCUUCCAAGUCAUCUUUUCCAUUGUAAACUCGCUCCAAGGGCUGCUCAUCUUUCUGCUGUUUGUCGUUCGACAAGACAAGGUUCGGAAGUACGUGAGAAACCUGGCACAAGGAAAGAAGUCGACGCACCUGACCGGUUCGUUUCUCACAAGUAAGUCGACGCUGAGCCCUAAGAAGGAUCCCCCGACCAAGAGCGUCAGUGAGGUCGUGAACCAGACGGCAGCCAGUGUUUACAACAAUCCUGUUUUUAAGGAAAACAAAGAUUUGGCUGAAGGUUUUGAUACCGGUCUCCAAGAGGUCACAAACAAAGGUUUUGCUGCUUUUUCUGAGACUGGCACUUAUGAGGACAUGAGGAAAGACUCCACCGAUGUUUUGGAGAAUGACGUGUAUGAAGACUUGAACAAAGGUCUGGCUGUUGCCCUUGAGAAUGGUACCUAUGAGGACAUGAGUGAGGAGUCAAGGGAUCCUUUGGAAAAUGACGUGUACGAAGACUUAAACAAGGGUCUGGCUGACGCUUUUGAGAAUGGUACUUACGAGGACGUGAGUAAGGAUUCAAGUGAUCCUUUGGAAAAUGACGAGUACGAGGACAUAAACAAGGGUCUGGCUGACGCUUUUGAAAAUGGUACUUACGAAAACGUGAGUAAGGAGUCAAGCGAUGUUUUGGAAAAUGAAGUGUAUGAGGACUUGAACAAGGGCCUGUCUGUUGCUUUUCAGAAUGGCACUUAAGAAGGUAUGAGUAAGACAUCAACCUAUUCAUUUGAAAAUAGCGUUUAUGAGUAAGAUUUGACCAAUGUUUCUGACAGUUGCAUUUAUUGGGACACAGACAAUGAGUAAUUUCAUGUUUGUGAAAAUGGUGUUUAUGAAGAAAUCAACAAAUAUUUAUGAAGGUUGUAUUACUGAAUUCAUAUUCAUCGGCUGUAAAAUGCCCCUUGUGACGUGGUAUCGGGCUUUGUGAUAUAAAUUUCAUUGUAAAAUUCACCGUUCCUAAGCUUACGGCCCAUAGUGUAACGUAAAUGCAUGUUAUGUAGACGUUACACAGCCGUGCAUUUGAUAAGGACAGGAAAUGCAUCAAAAACAUCCAUCUACUAAACUGUGCCCUGUAAAAAAGAACAUUACAGUGUCCUUACAACCUUAAUGUGAAUUAUGCGAGUAAAACAGAAAAAACGUAAUCCAGUACUUACUCAGUCUCAGCAAAUAUAAUAAUGACGUUUUAUUGCUUAAUUAACUAGGCUUGACUGUUUCGGCGAUGUUGCAUUGUAAUACGCUGCUGUAGUUAUAAUUCUGCUAACAAUACGAGAAGUGAUUGAUUGCCUAAUUCUCAAAUCCUAGGAGAAUGUUCAUAUAAUGACCAUUUAAAAGAUUCAUCACAAAAAGGUCUCAAAUGUCUCAACACUGAUGUUUUGGCACAAGGUAUUGAUAAACAUACUGUCAUCAGAAGUUAGAUCUCAUUUUCAAAAUGUUCAGUGUAAAAAAAUGAUAAUCAUUUGAGUACGUUUUAACUGCAUUUUGAAUGGUUGAACUCUAUAUUCCCGUUCAUAUUGGAAGGUAGUCCACUACUUGUUGCAGAAAAUAUCCACCAAAUGAAUCAUUUGCCUCGCAUUUGGUAGCUUUAUUAACAUUUCUGGCUCGUACAUUUGAAACUCUUCCAAACUGUAGUCAAAUAUAUUCUUGAAGCUAAUCUGAAAGUUGUCUGUAAUAUUUGAGAUAAGUCCUUUUUAAAAGUUAUAUUUUUAACUAAGAUUCAAAUACACAAUUUAACUUUGUUACUCAGAAUAACUUUUAGCACAUGUGAACAGAAUGACCAGUUCACUGAUGACGUUAUGGAAUUUCAAUUUGGCUUCAGAACUGGAUGCGAAAAAGGAAUACAAAUAUUCCCGAUCCUUGGCGUAAUAGUAGUAUGCUUGUCAACGCGGGAAACGUAUUUUAGAAGGCUUAGCUUGGAAAAGUGAUUACAAUGGCCUUUGAUUAACGAAUGCAAUAUACGUGCUGCGUGCUUGUUUACCAUAGUUAUAUUUAGUUCAAAGCGGUUUGAUGGUGGUUUGCUUUAAAUCAUAAACCUUCUAUGGAUUAUAACUUUGUUAAGUUACACAGUUUAUAAAGACAAAUGUAAAUGUUUCACGCAACGGAGAUGUUUUACGUUUUAUGUGCUAGUCUUAGUGGGGGUUUCAGAGACCCAAUUUAUCGUUUUUACUUUCCUGUGAAAUUUCAAAAGUGUUUACAGUUGUAAUCGUGAUUGAUAUGGUUAUUGAGGAAUUACCUUCCCUCUUGAAAAUAUUGUGUGUUGAUCUAAAUGUGCCAUAAAGUAUGAAUGCAAAAUUAUCCUUUGACAUGUAUUUUCUGCAAUUUCUACUCUUCUUUAAAGUGUGAAAACUAUUUGAUUCCUCGAUUAGGUUAAAUUUUUUAAAGCAUGCUUUUAAACAAUCAAAAUUAACCAUAAUUUUCUGGACAAGUCUGUGCAGUAGCUAUGAGUUUUAUUUAGGCCAAACAUUGGCUCAGUGCACAAAUUGUUCCGUUCAAAUUGUAAACCAGGAGUUUACUCAUUGAAACAUGUCAGAGAAAGGAUUGAUUGCUUGCCUGCAAUAUUUCAAAUUAAUCCUACAUAACGUUGUAACAUUGAGUUUUUUUCCUGGGAUAACAUUACUUUGUAUUAAAUAAAGAUAUUCUCAUCAGCAUAAAAACCAAAACACCCUAACCCUUUGUAAUAGUGAACAAUAAGUUAACUGAGACACAAAGGUGCAUUUUGAGAUGUGCGUUUACAAAAAAAAUGUGUUGCAGCUACCCUUUAACAAGUAAAUGGUUAUACCCUUCACCGGAAUCUGCACUGUGCCUGAAAAUUUUAUAAUGUUCAAAAACGAUCUUCUUCCAAGUAAUGCUUUCUGUCACGUUAACAUUUGUGGGAUAUAAAUUUAUUAAACUGUUGUAACAAAGCCUGCAUUUUUUGGUGAGGAAUGGAAGAACAAGUGCAAAUCUUUUUUUUUUAACUUGGAGUGUUCAUGAUAUUUGUGACUAUAAUAAUGAUAAUCGAAACCUAGAUAAUGGUGUAUUACGUGUACUGAAAAAGAAAUGAUCUUUAGGUUAUUUUUGUACCCAGACAAAUAAAGAUGCGACGUUUAAAGCUAAA
Messenger RNA from Acanthaster planci (crown-of-thorns starfish), 7591 nucleotides. RefSeq lists its product as uncharacterized. Gene Ontology annotation, biological process: cell surface receptor signaling pathway; G protein-coupled receptor signaling pathway. The record is from RefSeq and is a predicted model, not a curated record. Lineage: Eukaryota; Metazoa; Echinodermata; Asteroidea; Valvatida; Acanthasteridae. Gene Ontology annotation, molecular function: G protein-coupled receptor activity. Gene Ontology annotation, cellular component: membrane.